Culicoides brevitarsis is the source of this 4896-nucleotide messenger RNA. RefSeq names its product guanine nucleotide-releasing factor 2 (gene C3G). The record is from RefSeq and is a predicted model, not a curated record. Gene Ontology annotation, molecular function: guanyl-nucleotide exchange factor activity. The transcript has 15 exons. Gene Ontology annotation, cellular component: plasma membrane. Gene Ontology annotation, biological process: positive regulation of GTPase activity; Ras protein signal transduction. The coding region runs from base 210 to 4289 and encodes 1359 amino acids. NCBI's taxonomy places the organism in Eukaryota, Metazoa, Arthropoda, Insecta, Diptera, Ceratopogonidae.
CUUUAAUUAACACGUUCCGUUCGAAAAAACGAAUUGACCACACACCAGCAUGUUCAAAUGCGAUUUUUAGAAGAAAAUAAAAGUGCGCGAUCAAUAACCUGAAAAAUAAAAAAAAAAACAAAGUGUAAAAAUGUAAACAAAUAAAAAAUGAUGGAAAAAAGUGAAAAGUAAAAAAUUUUAAUAAAAAAAAAACUAAAAAAAAAUAAAAAAUGCCAGAAUAUGAUGAAAAAUUUCUGCUCGACUGCUCGAACUUUGAAAAGCAACGUUGGAAAUCGUACAACUUCAAAUUCAAAUUCAAGCCAUUGGAUACAAAUUCAAAUUACCUGCUUUCUCCGGUCAAGUACACGCCGCUUUACAAAAGCACGAUCAACGGCGAUGGCGGCGACGUUGUUGCUGUCGCGGAUAAAGACAGCCCGAAAACAAGUGAUGUCGGCACUGAAAAUGCGCCGCACGAAUAUCGACACUCCUUUUAUGGUUUUCCCACGAGUCGCGCGAAGCAAGCAAAUAGUAGCACAACAAAUGACGACUCGAAACGCAAAAAAUUAGAUUGUGAGAGCGGCACAAUCACUCCGUCAUCCGGUGUUGGAUAUCCUGGAUCCUCGGGGCAUAAGGGAAGUUUACGGGGCACAAAAUUAGCGCGACGUGCAAGAUCUUUCAAAGACGAUUUUUUGGAGAAAAUUUCGCAGAUAAGGACUCCAACGAGCACGAUGACGAGGUCACAUUCGCCGCACAGUCCAAGAGGCAGGAACAAAAUGGGCAAUGACAUGACAGAUGGAGUCAAACCUAUCAAAGAUUUAAAUUAUCAUGUUAAAAUGGUGAGAAAUGCACUGCAAUAUUUCAAAAGUGUCAUUUCCACAAACAAAUUGGAGAUGCUUGCCGAUAACGGGACCGUCGUUUUGGAAUCCAUUUCGAACGUUCACGCCGCUUUACAAUCCUAUGGCUUGAGCGAACACAGCAGCGCUCUGAUAUCAGCGACGACACAAGUUUACGAUGCCCUUGGAAAACUAAUCAAACUCUGUGAUGAGGUAAUUUUAAGCGAUGAGGACGAAAAGUGCGCAUCUCUCAGCAAAGAAAAUGUCGAAUGUGUCGUCGAAUUAGUCGACAAUGCGGUACAACAACUCGCCAAUUUGGCAAACGAAAAACUCGCCGAACAGCAAAAAUCGAUGUCAAGUCCCGCGCAUUACAGCAAAACGACGCCAAAUACACUGCAACGACCCGUUAUUGAUGUAGCUGCGCAACGAACGUCGCUUCCGGAUAUCCCAUUGACGCCUCGCGAUCGUGAUAUUUUGGAGCAAACAGCAGCUGCGGCAAAUGUUCGUCCUUCGUUCAGUACGGAAAAUAUUUUGCGCGAUACGGAUAGUCCUCCGCCGAAGCCCCCGUUACCAAAUCGACACACAGAUCCGCCGCCUUUGCCUCCCAAACGGCGCGUUAACAACAACAAACCCCAAAAUAACUCGUUUCACGAACUCGACGCCACUUUGGAUCCGAUGUUUUUGACACAUUUAAGCGUUGCCGACAGAAAUUCGCUGCGUUCACGUUCGCCCGAGGAUAAUUCUAGUCUUCUCAGUGCUGGAUCACUGGAUUCUGCGCUAAAUCAUUCGCGCGAAGAGGAAGAAUUGAAAAAUCUCACGAUUGACAGUACGCACGACGAACAUCCAUGUUCCGAUAUUGGACUCAUCAAACACAAUUGGAGCGACGAAGCUGAAUCGACACAACAUGCCAACGCAAGUCUCGAAAUGCAUCGCAAUUCGAACGAAUCGGGAUUCGUUUCUUUCCGUUCGAGCACGCAAAGUGUUAAGCAGUCCAUUUCGUGUAGCAGUAGCACGACUCUGACGCAAAAAAGCAAUGCCGCCGUGAUGCAAAAACUCAAUUCGAGCAUCGAUGCCAUUGUUGAACAACAUAAUUUCGAAAGUUCUUCCAGUUCGAGUACGACUUUUAUGCAACAAUCGACGAUAAUGGAGCAUAAAGAGGCUUCAAUGGUAUCGGGAAGUAAUACAGAGUCCUUGAAUGCGAGUGUUGAAGAAGUUUUUGGUAGCGGAACGUUCGACAAACCGCCAUUGCCCGAAAAAACUCGUAAAUUGAGCAUGCGACGCGUUUCUACAUACGAUAAUGUCGAUGAAACGGAUGCAGCUGAAUUAAGAAACAACUUUUCCGCAUUACAAAACAACCCGGCACUCCUGCGCAUUAAUAACACGCAUCUGAAGCACCAAAGCCUCAUCGAGACACGUCAAUUUCAGCAACAAACCCUCUCUGGAGAUCAACCCCCGCCGUUACCGAUAAAGCAAAAUAAAAAACACAUGUUUCAAAGUGUGGCAUAUUCCGUUAUGGCUUACAUGGAAAUGCUUGGCAAUUGCACUCAAAAUAACAACGAAUUUUUGCGAUAUUCCGUGCCGGCUUACGGUCUCACACACACAGCAACUGCCGCAGAGCAUCUCGCAGCGACACAUAACUUCACAACAAGCAGUAUUAGUCAUAGUCAAACGAUGACAGCAACACUUUCGUCAUCGUCUUCAACUUCGUUAUCGCCCUCCCAUAAUCACAAACCGCAAAUUCCGAGUCCUCUUGCGUCGCCAAAUAGCGCCGUUGUGCACGGAAAACCUCCCGCACUUCCGCCCAAGAGUGUUCGACAAAAUAGUUUGACGCAUCGUGACGUUCCGACGCCGCCAUCUAGUCCAAAACCCCCAUCGCUGACGUUGAGCAGCAACAAUUCGACGGCGUGUCACAGUCCCGUACUUAAAAUCUCGCCGGUGAGACUUGAUCCGAUUGUGUUGUCGGAUCGCGGCGGCUACGAGUUUCUCUCGGAUGCCGUAACGACAAAUACUAAUAAUCAUGUCAAUAACACAUCUCCCGUGAGUCCCUCUAACAAAGUAGUUGUUACUAACACGAAAAUUCCCACGAGUCCCUCGACGAAAGUUACGGUUAGCAAUCAUGACGAGAAUAACGACGAAGAAGAAGUUGUCUUGCGACGCAAUAAAAACCAAAGGGAAAAGAUGAACGGAACAAUACUCAACAAUGAAACCACGCAAAAAGAAGAACCGAAUCUCUUGGAAAAACUCGAAGUUAACGAAUAUUUGGUCUUCAAGAAGGAAUCUGAAGAUGGGCCUGAAGUUAAAGGAGGAAAUAUGGAUGCACUCAUAAUUCAUGCAACAAAAGUGCAGAAAAAUUCUGAUGCGUAUGGUGAAGCCUUUUUGACGACAUUCCGCACAUUUAUCAGCCCGAAAGAUCUUAUCGAGAAAUUGACAUAUCGUUACCAAUAUUUUGCUCAACAAAAGCAAGAUCUGAAACAGCGUUCUGCGAAGGAAGCGUUUUCGUUACUUGUGCGUGUAGUGAACGAUUUGACAAUGCCCGAUUUGACGAUUCCCUUGUUAAAGUCACUUACAACAUUUGAGCAACAACUUAUCUGUGAUGGACAUUUGAGCAUGACGCGCGUUUUGCGUGUCAAAAUCAUCGAAAAGAUCAAACUCUUCAAGUCAAAAUCGAAUUCGAGUCUGCUCUUAACGGCAAAAGCUAUUACGACAGCACUUCCAACGUUGUUAGAUCUAAAAACGCAAGAAAUUGCCGAACAAAUGACAUUGUUGGAUGCGGAGUUGUUCCAAAAAAUUGAAAUCCCGGAAGUUUUGAUAUGGGCACAGGAGCAAUGCGAAGAAAGAUCGCCGAAUUUGACGUUGUUCACGGAACACUUUAAUAAAAUGUCGUAUUGGGCACGAUCAGUGAUAUUGAAGCAAGAAGAUGCCAAAGAUAGAGAAAAGCAUGUGAUUAAAUUCAUUAAGAUAAUGAAACAUUUGAGGAAAAUUAAUAAUUACAAUUCUUAUCUUGCGAUUCUGUCAGCAUUGGAUUCAGCGCCUAUUAGAAGGCUUGAAUGGCAUAAAACUAUUACUGAAGGACUAAAAGAGUAUUGCGCGUUAAUAGACUCAAGUUCGAGUUUUCGAGCGUAUCGUCAAGCACUUGCAGAGACAAAUCCUCCUUGCAUUCCUUACAUUGGGCUCGUAUUACAAGAUCUUACCUUUGUUCACAUUGGCAAUUCCGAUUUACUUCCCGAUGGUUCCAUUAACUUCAUGAAACGCUGGCAACAGUACAACAUUGUUGUGAAUAUGAAACGUUUCCGAACAGGUUCCUACACUUUCAAGAAAAACGAACGAAUUAUCGCAUACUUUGGAAAUUUCGAGGAUUACCUUGACGAAGAUGCCAUGUGGCAAAUUUCGGAGACAAUUAAACCGCGCGGAGGCAAGAAAACAAGCACAAUUACAACGAAUGGCACGACAAGCGCCAACACAAACAGCGGUAACUGACACACGGCAAAAGAAAAGUCGACGAAGAAUUAAAAUUUUGCGGGUAAAAAAUAUUUAUUAUGACGUGUGAGACUGAGAAUCUAAUAUGAAAAUCUACAUGAGAAGAGAAACGUGGAGAAAACAAAAAAAGUAUGAACAACAAAAAAAAUCAUAUCUUUGAAUUACUAAAAUUAAAAUUAAUGAUAAAAUAUGGGAUAAAAGCAUAUUGUUAGAAUUAAGUUUUAUCUGAAAUAUUUUCACAUUGAAAAAAAUUAUAAAAAAAAAUUUUUAGAAAUGGUGUACAAAGGAAAAAAAUCGUUCAAUACCGACCAGAAAAAAAUGUAGAGACACGUACACACAAGUAUUUUAGCAUUUAACGUCGUAAUAAUCGUCAACAUAAAAUCGAAAAGGGAAACAUUCUACUAUUGAUGUCUAUUUAAUCAUUGAAAUCACAAAAAUUCACUCAUUUUAUUUUUUUUUGGACAGGAAUCCAAAAAUUACUCCUUAUUUUAUAUUUAUUUUACGUUAGAAAUUAAUUUUUAAUUUAUUUUUUUGUUUUUGAGAUUAAAAACCUUGCUUUAAAAUUAUUUUUAAGAAUUUUUUUUGUGUAUGUUAAAAUUAUUAUUAU